Molecule: messenger RNA, 3089 nt
Organism: Nerophis lumbriciformis (worm pipefish)
Lineage: Eukaryota; Metazoa; Chordata; Actinopteri; Syngnathiformes; Syngnathidae
Biological process (GO): regulation of transcription by RNA polymerase II
Molecular function (GO): RNA polymerase II cis-regulatory region sequence-specific DNA binding; DNA-binding transcription factor activity, RNA polymerase II-specific
Source: RefSeq, a predicted model, not a curated record
CGUCCAGCAGCUGAUCGGUAAUCCAGACGAAGUUUCCCCUCAGUUAGGGGGGAGCUCCACUUUGAAGCAAGAGACUCCACAACCACCCUGCAUUAAAAAGGAAGAGGAGGAACUCUGCAUCACUCAGGAGGGAGAGUGUCUUCUAGGACGAGAGGAAGCUGAUUACACCAAGUUUCCACUGAGUAUUCUCUCUGUGAAGACUGAAGAUGAUGAAGAGAAACCACAAGUGGACAACCUCUUAGCUCCACUAUCAGAUAGUGAGGCUGAAGACGAGGUUGAAGAACCUUUGAGCAGCGAUACAGACUGUGAAGAUGAUAUGAGGACUCACACUGACAACAAACACUCUGAAUGCUCUUCAAAGAAGAGAGGUAAAACAUGUUUGAGCUGCUCAGUUUGUGCUGAAAGUUUUACUAAAAAGAGCCAUUUGGCUCAACACAUGAGAACACAUACAGGUGAAAAACCAUUUAAUUGUUCAGUUUGUGGCAAAAGCUUUCUUGUUAAGAGGAAUUUGACUCAACACAUGAGAACACACACAGGUGAAAAACCAUUUAAUUGUUCAGUUUGUGGUAAAAGUUUUUCUCGAAAUAGCAUGUUGACUCAACACAUGAGAAUACACACAGGUGAAAAACCAUUUAAUUGUUCAGUUUGUUGCAAAAGCUUUUCUCGAAAUUGCCGUUUGACUGAACACAUGAGAACACACACAGGUGAAAGACCGUUUAGUUGUUCAGUUUGUUGCAAAAGCUUUUAUCAAAAUAGCAUUUUGACUCUACACAUGAGAACACACACAGGUGAAAAAACAAUGAAUUGUUCUGUUUGUGGCAAAAUCUUUUCCCGAAAUUGCCAUUUGACUCAACACAUGAGAACACACACAGGUGAAAAACCAUUUCAUUGUUCUGUAUGUGGCAAAAUCUUUUCUCAAAAUUGCCAUUUGACUCAACACAUGAGAACACACACAGGUGAAAAACCAUUUAGUUGUUCAGUUUGUGGUAACAGCUUUUCUCAAAAUAGCAUUUUGACUCAACACAUGAGAACGCACACAGGUGGAAAAAGAUUCAAUUGUUCAAUUUGUGGCAAAAGCUUUUCUCGAAAUUUCCGUUUGACUCAACACAUGAGAACACACACAGGUGAAAAAACAUUUAAUUGUUCUGUAUGUGGCAAAAUCUUUUCUCAAAAUAGCCAUUUGACUGAACACAUGAGAACACACACAGGUGAAAAACCAUUUAAGUGUUCCGUUUGUGGCAAAGGCUUUUCUCGAAAUUUCCGUUUGACUCAACACAUGAGAACACACACAGGUGAAAAACCAUAUAGUUGUUCAGUUUGUAGCAGAAGCUUUUCUAAUAAGAACAAAUUGACCCAACACAUGAGGACACACACUGGACUAAGACCAGUUAAUUGUUCAGUUUGUGGUAAAAGCUUUCCUCAUAACGGCUCUUUGUGGCGACACAUGAGAACACACACUGGAGAAAAAACAUUUAGUUGUUCAGUGUGCUGUAAAAGGUUCCCACAUAAUGCAGCCGCAAUAAAACACACAAGAACACACAAGGGAAAAUAACCAAUUACCGUAUUUUUCGGACUAUAAGUCGCAGUUUUUUUCAUAGUUUGGCCGGCUCCAGUGCGACUUAUACUGUAUAUGCUUUUUUCGUUCUUUAUUAUGUAUUUUCGGCAGGUGCGACUUAUACUCCGGUGCGACUUAUACUCGGAAAAAUACGGUAGCUGUUUAGUUUGUGGUAUGUUGCUCAUAUGUGGUGACAUCCACCCUACCCAGGACCUCCUCACUGCUUCUUUCACAAAUAUCUGAGGUAUUCAUACAAACUUGGUGUAAGUGUCGUUGAAACUUACACUUAAUAUUUUUGUUUUAAGGGUUAAUAUUUUCUGUUGAAAAUGAUUAUGGUUGUGAAUUCAUGUUACAUUUUUUGUAAAUAAGACAUAUUUUGUUUACUAUAAAAAGGGCAAUUUAUUUCCUUUGUUACACCGCUAUUCUCGCGAGGUUUUGGUUUACUAUUGGAAGUUGCGAGACCUGCAUUCGCCCAGACAUGCAAAGGACUUUGAGCGAGCCAUAAGCAGCAGCAAGAACAUUUAGCUGGCUGAAUAAGGUAUUUGUCAUAUUGUGUCGAAUUGUUCUGUAUAUUUAUAAAGUACAUUGGUUUAAUUAUUGUACGCUCAUUUAGUAUGCACAAGACUGAAAUAUUUGCUGCCCAAGAACCUCCGAAGUGGCAGGCGGCCACGAGGUAGCUAUUUUGUUUAGCACUUUAUUUGCCUGUGACUGAUUUAUGUCUAAAACAUUGUAUUUCAUGUCUUGUCCUGUAGUUUUCACGGCAUAAACCCAAGUAAAGAGCCCGUCUUUAAGAAGCCGUGCCUGUGUUGUCAUUUCGGAGCCACACUUGGAUUAUUUGAAUCAUAAUCUUAUCUACUCAUGACCCCAUGUCUUCUCUGUAUCUGAAAGCUUCCUGAACAGUAAGAUAGAUGAUGCUUCAAGUGCUUGGUUACUCCUUCUUCAGUCCAGGGACCUGGGGCCUCAUGUGUCAACUUUGUGCACACUCAAAAACCUGCAUACACCCUUUUUCACCGCAAAGUUGAGAUGUAUCAAAACUGACGUUGAUGCAUAAGUGAUGCUGGGUAACUGUUUGCAUAACAAACUGCUAACUUUUACUCCUCAGACUGAUUAAAGUGUAAAUCUGAGACAUAUGAACAGUUAACCACUGGAUGUCGCAAUAGCAAUUCUGUUAGGCAAGCAAAUAGUUUAUACAGGGCGAGCAAGUAUACCAAGCAAGAGGUACACAGUAAAGCGGGGCUGUGACUCCUCCCCCUCCACCCAACGUAAAACAGGAGUAAAAUAACCAAUCAGUAACCCCACUUAAAAUGCAGCUUUAUUCAUGCUUUAUUUUGUUUUUGUUCAAUCCUAGAUGGGUUGUGACUUAAAGUUUAAUUGCUUUGUAGAAACACUGAGAUUAAGUCUAAAUUCAUUGUGUUCUUCAAGGUGUUUUUGAAAAUGCACCAUUUUUUAUCCUCAGAAUUUUCAACUAACUUGAAGUGUUUUGUCAAGAGGAUUAUUUGUGAUAUGUACAUUUUCAGAAUGUGCUUGUUCUAUU